Acaulospora morrowiae is the source of this 1515-nucleotide messenger RNA. Lineage: Eukaryota; Fungi; Glomeromycota; Glomeromycetes; Diversisporales; Acaulosporaceae. The record is from the annotation of a GenBank genome assembly.
AUGACUACUUCCACGGAUCCCUCGUUCGAGGAUAUCAAACGUAAGAGGGAACGUGAAGGCUCACUCGAAAUCGCUGAGACAGAGACCUUAGUGACUCAAACUGAUUCCUCAGACGAAGGCGACAAAACGACGGUUCGAUCAAAAAAGAAGCGACAUGACAAAGUUGCUGAAGACGUAGAGGAAGAUUUUCCGAGGACACCAGGCGGCGAGACGAUGAGAACUUUACAAAAAAGAGUGGAGACAAUGAAAGUCAAUGCACAUGGCAACGGAGAACGAGAGUCUUCAGGAGUUAUUAUUAAUGUUGACUCAUCAGCCAAUGAACCCCCAUCAACGGCACCGCCUGGCGACAACGGUGAAAUUGCUGAGGGAUCUAGUGAUACGUCUGGUAACGAAAAAUCCGUGUCAAAGGACAUUGCUCCCGGCGAAGGUGAAAUUUCGUCGGUCAACUCAUCAAAAAAGCGUGCGGCGACUGAAUUGUACGUAGACAACGAAGUUGAAACAGGAAAGGAAACCAGCAUACCCCGGAAACUUACCAAGACGGUUACAAAUCAUAUGCAGGCGGAAUCGAUUCCAAGGCAUGAGAGUUUCGCGGUUUAUUCCGAAACAAAAAAUAAUGAUAAACCCAUGUUCACGGAAGGUUCGGGCGAAAACGAUUCAACAAUAAAAGAACCAUCGCAAUGUUCUACAGAGGAUUCAAAUAAAACCUCCGACUUAGGAGUUGGUGCCGAAAUAGCGAGCAAGAAAAAUCUUAGUGACAAUCUAACUUCAACUGGUCAGAACUCUAGAACGUUUGGUAGUGGUUUCAUACCGAAAGCGAUAUCGACAACCACCAAAAUAUUUGGUAGUUCAAUUUCGAGCUCGUCUCAAUCACAGAACAAACCGCUCGGAUUUUCAAAUUACAUGUCUUCUCCGCUGAGUAAAAACGUAUUUGGUUCAGGAUUUAUAAAUACUGGAGAUUCAAUGAUGGGGAAAUUUGGCACUCAAGAGUCUCCUGCAACUUCAAUUUUCGAUGACACUUCAUAUAAUGAAGAUGAAAAUGAUAGAGAAAGCGACACCGAAGAUGGAAUGUCUUUUGGAAUGGGUGCGAAACCCUUGCUACAAGAGAAAGAAGUAUUGACUGGAGAAGAAAAUGAAAUUACUCGAUAUUCGGUUAGAGCAAAGUUAUAUUGCAUGGAUCGGGAGCAGCAAUGGAAAGAACGAGGAGUUGGAAUUUUGAAACUCAACUUUCAAAAAAAUUAUGAAAAAUCUCCGCGGCUAGUGAUGCGCGCUGACGGUGUAUUACGAGUGAUUUUGAAUGUUGCAUUAUUUCAUGGUAUGAACAUCGAAAGGUCACAAGAAAAAUUUGUAAGAUUGUUCGCGUUUGAAGAAAACAACACCGCACCUGUUCAUUUCGCCAUUAAGCUUUCUAAUCCCAAUGCGGCUGACGAUCUAUACAGAGCUAUAAUGGACGCAAUACCGUCAGUCACCCAACAGAAGUCUCAUCAUCAAAUCGAUGCCGUGGCCUCUCGUGCUUGA